This is a messenger RNA of Podarcis raffonei (Aeolian wall lizard), 1551 nucleotides long. RefSeq names its product alcohol dehydrogenase 1A. NCBI's taxonomy places the organism in Eukaryota, Metazoa, Chordata, Lepidosauria, Squamata, Lacertidae. Gene Ontology annotation, biological process: retinoic acid metabolic process; retinol metabolic process. The coding region runs from base 128 to 1258 and encodes 376 amino acids. Gene Ontology annotation, molecular function: zinc ion binding; all-trans-retinol dehydrogenase (NAD+) activity. The transcript has 9 exons. Gene Ontology annotation, cellular component: cytosol. The record is from RefSeq and is a predicted model, not a curated record.
CACCAAGCUGUGUUUGUGCAGUUGUAGCUUGCAAGGGAACUGGGUAAGCAAACUGUCCAACAAUUUGCUCAGGCUAAACCAAGAAAGCAGAGAGCAGGAGAGACUGCAAAACCGAGGAAGAAGCACAAUGAGUACCGCAGGCAAAGUCAUUAAAUGCAAAGCAGCCGUUGCUUGGGAAGUUAAGAAACCUCUGAGCAUUGAGCAAGUGGAAGUAGCUCCUCCGAAGGCUCAUGAAGUUCGCAUUAAGAUUCUGGCCACAGGGAUCUGUCGCUCAGAUGACCAUGUGAUCAGCGGUGCCUUUGCUAUGCCUUUUCCGAUUGUUCUGGGCCAUGAAGCAGCUGGUGUUGUAGAGAGUGUUGGAGAGGGAGUGACUUGUGUGAAACCAGGAGACAAAGUAAUCCCCCUCUUUGUUCCACAAUGUGGAAAAUGCACUUCUUGCCGAAGUACCAAGGGGAACCUCUGUUCUGAACAUGACCUCAGUGAGGCUCGUGGAUUAAUGCUUGAUGGCACCAGCAGGUUCACCUGCAAAGGGAAAAGCCUUCAUAAUUUCAUCAGCACCAGCACCUUCACGGAAUACACAGUGGUACACGAAAAUGCAGUGGUGAAAAUUGAUACUGCUGCUCCUUUGGAAAAAGUGUGUCUGAUCGGCUGCGGGUUUUCCACCGGCUAUGGUGCAGCAGUUCAAACAGCCAAGGUGGAGCCUGGUUCAACCUGUGCUGUUUUUGGUCUGGGAGGAGUUGGUCUCUCAGCCGUCAUGGGCUGCAAAGCAGCUGGAGCUUCCCGAAUCAUCGGGGUCGACAUCAACAAGGAUAAAUUUCCCAAGGCUAAAGAGAUGGGAGCCACGGAGUGCGUCAACCCUCUGGAUUUCAAGAAGCCCAUCAAUGAAGUGCUGUUUGACUUGACUGAUGGUGAAGGUGUAGACUACUCGUUUGAAGUGAUUGGGCGUGUUGACACCAUGACGGCUGCCCUGGCAUCGUGCCACAGCAACUAUGGGACCAGUGUAAUUGUGGGAGUGCCUCCUUCCACCUCUACAAUUGCUGUUGACCCGAUGUUGCUUUUCACAGGCCGUACCUGGAAAGGAUCUGUUUUUGGAGGGUGGAAGAGCAAAGACUCUGUCCCCAGACUGGUUUCUGAUUUCCUGGGGAAGAAAUUCAUAUUGGAUCCAUUAAUAACCCAUACACUACCAUUUGAAAAAAUCAAUGAAGGAUUUGAAUUGCUCCGGGCAGGAAAGAGCAUCCGCACUGUCUUGACAUUUUAAUAUCUUGCGGUGAGAAGAAGGAUGACAGAGUGAACAAUAGAGGAAGCUACUACUCCCAAUGUCUAUAAUCAAUAUGAGUGCUAAGUUUGUUUAUAUUUUCAUUUUCUUCUCUUUUGUCCUCAUGUUUGCUUAAUGGACCAAAUCUGAAGAGGUUUGCUUUCUCUCUAGCUAAGGAGUUGAAAACAUGUACAUGCUUGAGAGCUUAGUUGACCAGGUGAUGGCCAAAGGUAAUCUAAUACCUUCUUUUGGUAAGGUAUUUUCUGCACAGUAGCCUCUCUGUGCUUCCAAAUAAA